Messenger RNA from Chironomus riparius, 831 nucleotides. NCBI's taxonomy places the organism in Eukaryota, Metazoa, Arthropoda, Insecta, Diptera, Chironomidae. The record is from the annotation of a GenBank genome assembly.
UCCCCCAUUUCUGCAGUUUGAAAUUCACUUUCUUAGAAGACGGUUUAAAUAGUCUGAAGACGUCUCAGAGAUAAAACACAUUUGUUUGUCGUGUGAAUAUUGAAUUAUUUAGUGACGAAAUGAAAGUUAUUAUUGUGGUGUUAGCUUUUGCAUUAGUGGUCAGUGCUCGACCACAAGAUUAUGAUGAUUAUGAUCAGCCAGCUCGUAGACAGAAUCAAAACCAAAAUUAUCAAAAGAGGACAGAUGAAACAACAACGUUCAUUCCAAUUAUCCAAUAUGAUAAAGAGCAAGAAAUAAAUGGAAAUUACAAGACUCACUAUGAGACUGGUAAUAAUAUUGUAGCCGAGGAAAGUGGCUUUUUUAAAGACAUUAAUGAAGACGGUGAUGGUACUUUAGUCCAAAAGGGAAGCUAUUCAUACGAAACUCCUGACGGACAGAUCAUCAAUGUAGAAUAUCAAGCUGAUGAGAAUGGCUUCAGAGUUCAGGGAGAUCAUUUACCAACACCACCACCAGUCUCACCAGAGAUUCAAAAAGGUCUUGAUCUCAUUUAUGCUGGUAUCAGAUUGCAAGAAGAGAGAAGACGAAACAAUCCAAAUUAUGCAAUUGAUGAGGCAGAGAGAAAGAGACUUAACUACUUAGGAUUAUGGACUGGAAACUAAAAUUUCUUGCUCUUUCUACUUUAUCUAUUAUUCCUUUGAAUUAUAUCUUUCUUUUUUUCCACUUACCAAGCAUCUUAGACUGUGAUUUUUGUUACCUUCUAUUUCCCUCUUUGUUGUUUUCCAUGUCUUAUUACCUAUUUAAAAAAAAAUAAAAAAUGAAAUAAUUAUGAGA